Molecule: messenger RNA, 4700 nt
Organism: Peromyscus eremicus (cactus mouse)
Lineage: Eukaryota; Metazoa; Chordata; Mammalia; Rodentia; Cricetidae
Gene: Kbtbd8
Product: kelch repeat and BTB domain containing 8
Exons: 4
Coding region: 114-1919 (601 amino acids)
Biological process (GO): neural crest cell development
Molecular function (GO): protein binding
Source: RefSeq, a predicted model, not a curated record
UGGUCAGGCGCCCUCAUUGGCUAGGCGAUGCUUAGUAGAGCCGGAACCCGGGAGCGAGCGAAGCGCAAUGACAUUUCCUCUUUAAAUAACCGGAGCCGGGGCCCCUUGGAGUAAUGGCUGCGUCGGCAGAUUUAAGUAAGUCUUCCCCAGCAACGAAUGGGAUCCCAUCUUCAGACACAACCAACGAAGCCAUGGACCCCUUCCAUGCUUGCAGUAUUCUUAAGCAACUCAAAACAAUGUACGAUGAAGGACAGUUGACAGACAUUGUAGUGGAAGUGGAUCACGGGAAAACAUUUUCCUGUCAUAGAAACGUUCUUGCUGCAAUCAGCCCCUACUUCAGGUCCAUGUUCACUAGCGGCCUUACAGAGAGUACUCAGAAAGAAGUUCGAAUCAUUGGUGUCGAAGCUGAAUCAAUGGAUUUAGUAUUGAAUUAUGCCUAUACCUCUAGAGUUAUUCUGACAGAGGCCAAUGUUCAAGCCUUGUUCACUACAGCUAGCAUCUUCCAAAUUCCUUCCAUACAAGACCAGUGUGCUAAGUAUAUGAUUAGUCAUUUGGACCCACAAAAUUCUAUUGGGGUCUUUAUCUUUGCUGAUCAUUAUGGUCAUCAGGAACUUGGAGAUCGAUCAAAAGAAUACAUCCGUAAAAAGUUUCUGUGUGUCACCAAAGAGCAAGAGUUUCUCCAGCUGACAAAAGACCAACUCAUAAGCAUACUAGAUAGUGAUGAUUUAAAUGUAGACCGGGAAGAACAUGUUUAUGAAAGCAUUAUAAGGUGGUUUGAACAUGAGCAAAAUGAAAGAGAAGUACACCUUCCAGAAAUUUUUGCCAAAUGUAUACGUUUUCCUUUGAUGGAAGAUACAUUUAUCAAGAAAAUUCCACCUCAGUUUGCACAGGCCAUAGCCAAAAGCUAUGGAGAAAAGGGACUAUCCAACACCAAUGGCUGUACGCAGAGGCUUGGAAUGACUGCUUCUGAAAUGAUCAUCUGUUUUGAUGCUGCACACAAACACUCAGGAAAGAAGCAAACAGUGCCUUGUCUAGAUAUAGUCACAGGAAGAGUGUUUAAACUAUGCAAACCACCAAAUGACCUAAGAGAAGUUGGGAUUCUGGUAUCACCAGAUAAUGACAUUUACAUUGCAGGAGGGUACAGGCCAAGCAGCAGUGAGGUCUCCAUCGAUCAUAAGGCAGAAAAUGAUUUUUGGAUGUAUGACCAUUCCACCAAUAGAUGGCUAUCCAAGCCAUCCUUGCUUCGAGCCAGAAUAGGCUGCAAACUAGUGCAUUGCUCUGGUAAGAUGUAUGCAAUUGGAGGGCGUGUGUAUGAAGGUGACGGAAGAAACUCCCUCAAGUCCGUGGAGUGUUAUGACAGCAGAGAGAACUGCUGGAUGACUGUUUGUGCCAUGCCGGUUGCAAUGGAGUUUCAUAAUGCUGUGGAGCACAAAGAGAAGAUCUAUGUUUUACAGGGAGAAUUUUUCCUCUUCUAUGAGCCUCAAAAAGACUACUGGGGAUUUCUAACCCCCAUGACUGUGCCUAGAAUCCAGGGCUUGGCGGCUGUGUACAAGGACUCCAUCUACUACAUAGCUGGAACCUGUGGAAAUCAUCAGCGUGUGUUUACUGUAGAAGCCUAUGACAUAGAGCUAAAUAAAUGGACUCGUAAGAAGGACUUUCCAUGUGAUCAGUCUAUAAAUCCAUACCUUAAGCUGGUACUUUUCCAGAAUAAACUCCAUUUAUUUGUCCGAGCUACUCAAGUGACUGUUGAAGAACAUAUCUUCAGAACCAGCAGGAAAAAUUCUCUUUACCAGUAUGAUGAUAUUGCUGACCAGUGGAUGAAAGUGUAUGAGACCCCAGAUCGGCUGUGGGACCUUGGCCGCCAUUUUGAGUGUGCUGUGGCUAAACUCUAUCCUCAGUGUCUUCAGAAAGUACUGUAAUAAGUAGCAGGCUUCAGCACGUCACUGGCAUCUCAUACUAAGGAACCUUGUUUAGGAAAUAAUGUCAACAUUGAUGAAAGCUGAGAGUUUUGUAUACAGAAAUGGGUGCUCGUAAAGGUUGUGGUGUGGGGAGGGAUUUGCUUUUAUCUUCAUGAUAUUUUCAUUUCAGUAAGGAAAGAUAACAAAGUGCAAUUAUCAGCAUUUUUCCACCCCUGGCAUAAAAGUAUCAUUCUAGAAUUUUGUGAUAAAUAGUCCCUGAGAAACCAGGUGAAUCAAGACAACUAUGCACUCUUAAAAAGCAGUUUGAGUAUUCCUGGGUAGAGACAUCCAAACUAGUUAACGUGACUUUUUAUUUUAAAUACGGGUAACAAUAUGAGGCAAUAUCAUUUAUUUAGCUGUGAUCUCUAACACAGAGAAGCACUAACUUAGAUCCUCAUUCUUACUAUUUAUAUGUAUUUACAUAUCUAUUUUUGUGUACUGUUUUCAAGUGUAUGAGAUUUUAAGCUCUGUCAAACUGAAGGAAAACUCAGUUUCAGAAAGAACUUUCAGUCACGUUGUUUCAUAUUCUCAUGUAACUUUAAGUUAAAACUUUGAAGUGGCAGUUUACUGUCCAUAACUUUUUCAAGUGCUACUGUCUCAUCUUUUAAAAUCCCAGAAAGGGCUCAGAUUUGCAGGUGACUGGUGCUCGUAUAAGUUAAUUCAUGUGUAGCUAGACCGGUUUAAAUGGUUUGAGUCUGUGUUUCUCUUUCAGAUUAGCAUGCUAGUUCCAUGGCUGUGGCACUUUGCCUUGUGACUCCACGAGGUCUGCUCUGUGUGAUAGGAUAUGGCCGAUGGCCAUUGGUCUAACUGGAUUCAGUUUUACAAUCCCAAGUUUGCACUAACAUGGGCUGUUUUGUUGCCCAACCUCUUUUUCCAUCCUCUACUUGUCCAGUCAUUGUUGGUACCAUGAAAGUUAUAAUUAUAUAACUUAAAAUGUGAAGUUUUACACCUACUUUUAAAAUUCUGUUUUCUAGAAAUGACUCUUGCAGUACUCUAAUAAUUUAGUGGCUUUUAAGGUUCAUAUUACAGUUAUAACCUCUUUAUUUAUUGCACUCAACAGUGGUGAAUAUUUUUAUGUUGAAACACUUGUUCUCGGUGAAGGUGAUAUAGAAGGAAGGAUGAAGGAGUGAACAGAAUCGUAGCUUUCUGUACUGUAGGUUCUAAGGAGCUGUUCAUAUUUAACUGAUACGUUUCUCAGUUGGUUUGUCCUUCAUGUUAAUAUUCCUAACUAAGUCCUUUUGUACCUAAGGCAAGUAUUUGGAUUGAUAAUGUACUCAUUACUAUGCUUACUAUAACCGGUAAGUAAUACACACAUAAGAUCAGAGUCUGUCCUCAGCUGGAAGUUUGAUUCUCUUGAAGAAAACUGGCAUGGUUUGUAUUGAAAAAAAAAGAAGAGAAAAGAAAAGAAAAAAAGUCUUGCACAAAUUGUAAGGUGAUACUGUGAAACAAAUUGAAAACAUUGCCUCUUGCAUCACAUACCUCCUUUUCCAGAAACUGUAGACUGCUUUACAAAGGCCCUCCGAGUAGAGCUGGUUCUCUGAAGCAGGAAGUCAAGUGGACAGCAUUCACAGAAUGUGUGUGUUUGUGUCCUGCACAGAUAGAUGUGCGGUCCCUCCUAAUCUCUGUCAACUUUGUCAACCAAUAUUUUUUUACCUCUCUAGUUUGCCUUGUGUUUCCUUUUGCUUCAUGCUGUUUUAGAGUUAUUUCUGUGAAUUUUUUGAAUUACAGUUUUGCAUUGCUAAUGAGAGGGAAAAAUAGUUUUUACAAGAGAUAUCCAUGUAAUUUAUUUUUGAAAGCUUUGUUGAGUAUCUAAGAUUUCCUGCCACUUUGACAAUCUCUGUAUUUAGGAAAAUGUAUUACUUGAAAACAAGACAUAGAACAUUGAGUUAGCAAUGUACGUGUUCCAUAUGAUAUAUAAAAGAACAACACACUGUGGCUAAUCUACACUAGAUUUAUUCUGUUGAUCUGUACAACAGUUGGUCCUUUUGUUAUAACAGUGUAUAUUGAGGGUAUCAUCUAAGUAUAGUGUGUCAAAGCCAAGGUUUAGAAUUUGCUAUGGGAGUAGAAUAUAUAUAUUGAAUUUUGUAUGAAGAACUAUUUGUUUACAUUAAAUAGCUGGGAUAUUUUGCCACUUUUAAAAUGAUUUCAGAAAAGGUCCUAGGAAACUAAGAUUAGUGAUACGUGUGGGUUUAUGUGUAGAUACUUAAGGUACAUUUUCAUAGUAUGAGAAUAUUAGUAGAAGGCACAAUGCUACUACAGAAUUAAAAGAUCUAACAAAUGCCAAUCCCACUUUAACUGUUUGAAGAAUGUACGUAGCACUUUUCCUAUAUAGUUUUUAUACGAUGAAAACUGGGCUAGGUGUAACUAUGUUGUAGGAAAGAAGAAAUUAUUUAUGUCGUCUUUGUUUCUUGUUCUCCUACAAAGUUGAUGUGUAAGCGUCAAGCUGAUUUCAUUGGUGCAUGAGGAAAAGUGGAUGUGAUCUGUAAGGAACCAGAGUCCCAUGUAAAGAAGUUUAAAAUGGCAUUCAAUAUUCAGUGCUCAGGUAUGUAGUAAGUACUGUAGUCCUAUGGGGCAAAUGUGUAGAUAUUUUUAAACAUUUUGCCGUAAUUGCACAAUUUUUUGCAUUUUUACCUGAUGUCAUUGUUUCUUGUAAUAAAACCUUUUCUGAUUGAAAACUGCCAGUGUUGUAAACUGACCUGAAGAAUGAAUUUUGAAAAAUUAAAAUUUGGUGAAAAUCAUAAA